UUCGUGGGCUCUGUGGGCGCGCGCGCGCGUGUGUUGUCUUUACUCUCCAUGGAAACGAGAGCCAAUACGGAAGUCUUUCAUCCAGAACCGCUGCAGGUGAACCGAUAGGAUGCCUCGGUUCCAGGAGGUAGCAGCGGGCCAACCUUUGACCCCCGGAGGCAGUGGUCUGGUUGCUAAGCGAUACAGCAUCCUGCAGAGUCUGGGCCGAGGAAGUUUUGGUUCAGUUUUUCUGGUUCAGGACAUCAAAGCUGCAGACGGAGAGAAGCUGAAGGUGUUGAAGCAGAUUCCUCUGGGUGACCUUCGACCUGACGAGACGGUUCGAGCCACUCAGGAGGCCCAGCUGCUGUCUCAGCUGCACCACCCGGCCAUCCUCACCUUCUACCACAGCUUCCUGGAGAAAGAUGCGUUCUGCAUCAUCACCGAGUACUGCCAGGAUCGAGAUCUGGACUGCAAGCUAGAGGAGGUGAGACGAGGUGGGCGGAGCCUCCCCGAAAGCCAGGUCAUCGAUUGGCUCAUCCAGCUUCUGCUCGGCCUUCACUACAUGCAUGACAGGCGGAUCCUCCACCGCGAUCUGAAGGCCAAGAACGUCUUCCUGAAACGAAACCUCGUUAAAAUCGGUGACUUUGGUGUUUCCUGCCUGCUGAUGGGAUCAUGUGACCUGGCGACCACCUUCACGGGGACUCCCUAUUACAUGAGUCCGGAGGUGCUGAACCACCAGGGCUACGACUGCAAAUCGGAUAUCUGGGCUCUGGGCUGCCUCCUGUAUGAGAUGUGCUGCCUGACUCACGCCUUCCAGGGUCCAAACUUCCUGUCUGUGGUGAUGAAGAUCGUGGAGGGAGACACCCCGACGCUGCCCACCGCCUACUCUCCAGAUCUGAACUCUGUCAUGCAGAGGAUGCUGCAGAAACAACCGACAUCCAGGCCGACCGCAGCCGAGAUCCUCAAGAGCAGAUUCAUGGAGGAAAGCAUGCAGAAAAUGAAGGACAGGUUUGUCUUUACCUCAUCAGAAAGAGGAAAAAACGAUGCUGAAGUCAUCGCCAAGCAUGUGAAGAUGAAGGUUCACCUGCAGACUCUGAAGGACAGGUCAGAGGUGGAGAAAAUGACCCCCAGAGAGAGGAUGAGACUUCGCAAACUGCAGGCUGCCGACGAGAAAGCCAGGAGACUCAGGAAACUGGCUGAGGAGAAAUACGAGGAGAUCCACACCCGCCGCAGGGAACUGAGGAGCCGCCAUUUUGAAAAAGUCAGUCUGGAUGUUCUAAAUGAAAGCGGAGAGGGCGGAGCCUGUGAAAGUCUGCCAAUCAGCAGCCGGGAUCACCGGAACGCCGGAGGGUCGCAGCCAAUCCAGGAGCAGCACGAGUCCGAACCGGAACUACACGAGAUCCCCGAGGACCCUCAGGCUGCAGAAGUUUAUUACAACCAGGAUGGAUUUGACUCGUGCUCAGAGGACGACGAGCCAGCAUCACCUGCAGAGACUCUUUACCUGUCUGACCCACAGGUCAGCGAGCUCGAGGCCAUGAUGAAGCACAUGCAGGACGUCCUGGGAGAGGAGCUGAGCGGAGACCCUGCAGAGCCAGAGCUUCCUCAGAGCCCCUCCGAGGCCCCCAAAGAUCAACAGCAGCCUGCGUGAGACCGAAAUCCAGCAGCUGAGAGCGUCUCAGCUCAGCACCCCCCC
Molecule: messenger RNA, 1672 nt
Organism: Archocentrus centrarchus (flier cichlid)
Lineage: Eukaryota; Metazoa; Chordata; Actinopteri; Cichliformes; Cichlidae
Gene: nek11
Product: NIMA-related kinase 11
Exons: 15
Coding region: 110-1627 (505 amino acids)
Biological process (GO): protein phosphorylation
Molecular function (GO): ATP binding; protein kinase activity
Source: RefSeq, a predicted model, not a curated record